AUGGAGGCCACAUUGGAGUCGCUCGAGGUUGAGUUCUACGCCAUUAGGGAUCAGCAGGAGGCCCUCACUGAGGAAUUCCUCGCCCUGCGCACUUCUGGUGGCGACAAGGAAAAGAUUGAGUCCAUCCAGAACCGCCUCAAGGAAAUUAAGACUCAAUUGGCCGAAAAGCAAAAGGAGAUUGUGUCACUCAAGGCCGAUUGGAAGGCCAAGCCCGUGGAAAAGAAGAAGAAACCCGUCGUCAAGAAGGAGAAGCCUGCCAAUGCCAAGCCCGCCGCCGCCCCUAAAAAGAAUGAGAAAGCCGGAGGCGGCCAGCAGAAGGAGUCCCUGCUGGGCAUCACCACGCGCAAGGAAGACAAUUUCCCUAAGUGGUACAAGGAGGUCAUCACGAGGGCUGAGCUCAUCGAGUUCUACGACAUCUCGGGCUGCUACAUCCUCAGGCCCUGGUCGUACCGCAUGUGGGAGAUCGUGCAGGGCUUCUUCGAUGGCGAAAUCAAGAAGCUGGGCGUCCGCAACGCCUACUUCCCCUGCCUCGUCUCCAAGGACGCCCUGGAGAGGGAGGCCGACCACAUUGCCGGCUUCGCUCCCGAGGUCGCGUGGGUGACUCGUUCCGGACAGUCCGAGAUGCAGGAGCCUGUCGCUAUUCGUCCCACCUCUGAGACCAUCAUGUACCCUGCUUACGCAAAGUGGAUUCGCUCGCACCGCGAUUUGCCUCUCAAGCUGAAUCAGUGGGCCAACGUCAUCCGUUGGGAGUUCAAGCACCCCGUCCCCUUCCUCAGGACCAGGGAGUUCCUUUGGCAAGAAGGUCACAGCGCCUUCGCGACCCUCGAGGAAGCCGGCAAGGAGGUGCUCGACAUUCUGGACCUCUACAGGCGCGUCUACGAGGAGAUCCUUGCCGUGCCCGUCGUGCCCGGCAAGAAGUCCGAGGAAGAGAAGUUCGCCGGUGGUCUCUACACCACCACCGUGGAAGCUUUCAUCCCUCAGAACGGUCGUGGCAUUCAGGGAGCGACGUCGCACUGCCUGGGCCAAAACUUCGCCAAGAUGUUCAGCAUUCAGUUCGAGGAUCCCGAUAAGCCUGGAGACAAGCUCUACGCCUGGCAGAACUCUUGGGGUCUCACGACCAGGACUCUGGGUGUGCUCACCAUGGUGCACGGAGACAACAAGGGCUUGGUUCUGCCUCCUCGCGUUGCCCCUAUUCAGGUGGUGGUCGUGCCCAUCUACUACAAGGAGACGCAAAACGCGGCUCUGGACGCGAAGGCCGUCGAGGUGGUCGAUCAGCUCCUCGCCGCUGGCAUCAGGGCUCACUUUGAUGACCGAACGAACUACACCCCCGGCUGGAAGUACAACCAUUGGGAAACCAAGGGUGUCUCCCUGCGUAUUGAGCUUGGCCCCAAGGAUCUCGAGAACAACCAAUGCGUGUUCGCCAGGAGGGACUGGAGGGAGGGCGAUGAUGCGUCCAAGAAGAAGGUCACCGUUCCUCUCGAGGGCAUCGCCGGCAAGGUGAGCGCCAUGCUGGAGGAGAUUCAGGACAGCAUGUUCCAGAGGGCCAAGGCCGAGCGUGACUCCAGGAUGAAGCAGGCCUUCGAUUUUGAUGAGUUCAUGAAGGUGCUUGAUGGCGGCAACUUGGUGCUCACUCCCUGGUGCGACGAGAAGGAGUGCGAGAACGAGGUCAAGAAGAGGAGCGGUGGCAAGGAGGAGAAGGAAGACACCGAGCAGGAGAAGCAGGCCAAGGCCGAGAAGGAGCGCAAGGAGCAGAUCGCCAAGGUGAAGCAGGAGAUGACCAAGCUCGCUGCCCGGCUGGCUCAGCUCGAGGGCAACACGCAAGUCGUCGCCGAGGUCGCCAAGGAGGUGGCCCACGUUGAGUCCGCCAAGGGCAAGGAGAAGCAGGUGGCCGACGAGGCGGCGAAGAAGGCCGAGGACAAGAAGGCCGCCGAGGAGGAGGAUGACGCCAAGGGCUUCGGUCUCAAGGCGGCUGCCAAGACCCUCUGCAAGCCCUUCAACCACCCCGAGCUCAAGCCCGAGCACAAGUGCUUCGCCUGCGGCAGCGCCGCCAAGGCCUGGACCCUCUGGGGCCGGAGCUACUAG
Molecule: messenger RNA, 2082 nt
Organism: Acanthamoeba castellanii str. Neff
Lineage: Eukaryota; Discosea; Longamoebia; Acanthamoebidae
Product: proline-tRNA ligase
Exons: 10
Coding region: 1-2082 (693 amino acids)
Biological process (GO): prolyl-tRNA aminoacylation
Cellular component (GO): aminoacyl-tRNA synthetase multienzyme complex; cytoplasm
Molecular function (GO): proline-tRNA ligase activity; ATP binding
Source: RefSeq, a predicted model, not a curated record